AUAUAAACAGUUUUGCUCCGCCUCCAUAUCACGACGUGAAAACACAAAGACGAGAAUGGAGGCUUGUGUUGCUGUCGAGAAAGAAAUUGAUAAGAUUCUAAGUAAAUUUGCUAGUAUUCGGGAGAAUGGUUCAAAAAACAUUGAGGAGACUAUCGAGUUUCUGUCGUCAAUUAAACCAGAAUUGGAACAAGCCCAAGCAGACACUGAGUUUAACGAACGUCAGUUGUUCAUCAUCCAUCUUGCAAUAGCAAAAGUUAAGGAGACAGUUUCUCGAUUGGCCAGUGAACACAGAGAUCUCCAUAGUUCUGUUUCAAAAGUUGGAAAAACCAUUGACAGAAAUUUCACUCAAGAUUAUGCUUCUACAAGUUUUGAUAGAGUAUUCUCAGGAGCCGAUAAGGAAAAAUUACUUAAUCAAGUGAUUUGUCAACACAUGUAUAGACAUGGUUUCUUGGAAAUAGGGGAGGAAUUAGCCAAAGAGUCUGGCCUGGAAAUUCAUGAGAACAGUAAACAACCAUUCAUAUUACUUAAUGAAAUUUUGGAAAAACUGCGACAUAGGAAUCUCGAUGCUGCUUUAGAAUGGGCGCAAACCCAUCGAGAGCAACUAAUGGAACAGAAUAGUAGUCUUGAAUUUAAACUACACAGACUGCAAUUUCUUCAACUUGUGUCUGAAGGGCCCGGAAAGCAAGGAGAAGCACUUGCUUAUGUGCGAAGACAUUUUCCGCCUUUCGUUCAUCAGCACGAAACUGAUAUUCAGAACCUAAUGGGAGUUUUGGCCUUUAUUCCUUAUGGAGUUCACAACUCUCCCUAUAAAAAGCUGUUUGACCCUAUCCUUUGGACUGAAAUCUGUGAGGUUUUUGUAAAGGACGCCUGUGCUCUUCUUGGAUUCAGUGUCGAAAGUCCCUUGUCGGUUUGCGUUAACGUGGGAUCUAUAUCAUUACCGGCAUUGCUGAAUAUUAAACAAGUGAUGGCCCAAAGGCAGGUUGCAGGAAUGUGGAACGCUAAAGAUGAACUUCCAAUUGAAAUUGAUGCUGGGCGUGAAUAUCGUUACCAUUCGAUAUUUGCUUGUCCAAUUCUGCGACAACAGGGUUCUGAUUCGAACCCACCCAUGCGACUGGUAUGUGGUCAUGUUAUUUCGCGUGAUGCUUUGAACAAACUCAGUUCCGGAAACAAUGUUCUUAGAGCUAUCCGCACUGGCCAAUCCGUUGCUAGGUUAAAAUGCCCCUACUGCCCACGGGAAUUCGACAGUAGCGAAGCCAGACAACUUCAUUUCUAAAAAAAUUUUGACAGCUUGUUGUCUUGACAGUUGAGAAUCAUCUGCGAAGUCUUCGAGUCCCACCUUCAAAAUGGCGUAUUAAACAAUAAAAGUUUGGUUUGGGAAGAAAAAUUAUUUAGAUUUUCUUAAUUUUAUUGAAUGAAAAUCCAUACACAACUAUUGAUGUUAAAGAAAUUA
This is a messenger RNA of Daphnia pulex (common water flea), 1450 nucleotides long. Its product is annotated as E3 ubiquitin-protein ligase RMND5A-like. Bases 56 to 1273 code for a protein of 405 amino acids. Gene Ontology annotation, cellular component: cytoplasm; nucleus; GID complex. Gene Ontology annotation, biological process: proteasome-mediated ubiquitin-dependent protein catabolic process. The transcript is spliced from 8 exons. The record is from RefSeq and is a predicted model, not a curated record. NCBI's taxonomy places the organism in Eukaryota, Metazoa, Arthropoda, Branchiopoda, Diplostraca, Daphniidae. Gene Ontology annotation, molecular function: protein binding; ubiquitin protein ligase activity.